This is a messenger RNA of Trichechus manatus latirostris (Florida manatee), 675 nucleotides long. It is a transcript of the gene GARIN6, whose product is annotated as golgi associated RAB2 interactor family member 6. The transcript has a single exon. NCBI's taxonomy places the organism in Eukaryota, Metazoa, Chordata, Mammalia, Sirenia, Trichechidae. Bases 1 to 675 code for a protein of 224 amino acids. Gene Ontology annotation, cellular component: nucleus. The record is from RefSeq and is a predicted model, not a curated record.
AUGAGCAGUCAAUCUACAUUACCGUAUUACACAGCUGAAAGCUGCCCUGCAAUGAGCAUGUUUAAUAUCUCCAUGGGAAAACUGCAGCGACAACUGUGCAAGGGAGAGUAUACUAUAUUCGAAUAUGCACCAAUGUUUGAGAGCGAUUUCAUCCAGAUCAGCAAAAGAGGCGAAGUAAUGGAUGUCCACAACCGUGGCCGAAUGGUGACAGUGGGCAUCGUCUGCACCAGCCCCAGCCUCAAAGUGCCUGAUGUCAUGCUGUUGGCAAGACCAACUGCAAGCCGUGAGGAGUACGCCACUUGCGGCUGUGCCACCCAGGGAAAAGGCCACAAGUCUACACAGACCUUGGAGCUAACCAGACUGCUUCCCUUGAAGUUUGUAAAGAUAUCCAUCCAUAAUGGUGAAAAGCAGCAGCUCCGCCUGAAGCUUGCCACUGGCCGCUCUUUUUAUCUUCAGUUGUGUCCCUCUUCAGAUACAAGAGAAGAUCUUUUUGUUUACUGGGAAGAUCUCGUUUACCUCCUGAAACCACCAGUGGAGGCUUACAGCGGUACCCAGGCCAUUCCAGUUAUAGACACAAUGGAUGUACCUGUAUUUGAGGAAGAGGAUGAGAGCCCAGCAGUAAGUCUUUGCAGAGACUCUAAAAGAUGGGGCCAGGGAGCUUUGGAGAGCAACUAA